AUGGUGAGGAAAAAUCAUUUAACAGGUAAAAAUCAUAUUAAAUUAGUUGCAGAUUAUUAUGAAGAUGAAGCUAAGAAAUUAGGGAUAUGGAGAUCUAAUGAUUUACCAUUUGAAAUAACAGUGGAUAAAUUAUAUAGAGGUGUACCUGGGUCUCAAUCAAAACAACCAGUUGAUUAUUAUAGAUUAAGUCAAACUAAGAAAUUACCACCACCACCAACCUUGGGAAAUUUACCUGGACCUCCACCUAGAGUGUUACAUGAUGUGUGUGGUAAAGAGGUGAUUCCAGAUAUGCUGAAGACUGUUAAUUGA
This is a messenger RNA of Hansenula ciferrii, 309 nucleotides long. It is a transcript of the gene YHC1, whose product is annotated as Yhc1p. The transcript has 2 exons. NCBI's taxonomy places the organism in Eukaryota, Fungi, Ascomycota, Saccharomycetes, Phaffomycetales, Wickerhamomycetaceae. The coding region runs from base 1 to 309 and encodes 102 amino acids. The record is from RefSeq and is a predicted model, not a curated record.